Polypterus senegalus (gray bichir) is the source of this 3239-nucleotide messenger RNA. RefSeq names its product beta-galactoside alpha-2,6-sialyltransferase 2-like. The record is from RefSeq and is a predicted model, not a curated record. The transcript has 8 exons. Lineage: Eukaryota; Metazoa; Chordata; Cladistia; Polypteriformes; Polypteridae. Gene Ontology annotation, molecular function: sialyltransferase activity. The coding region runs from base 615 to 2156 and encodes 513 amino acids.
AGGAGGAGGGGACAACACUCGCAACAUCCUGCUAAAGACAGUCCUGACGGCUUUCGGUGGCUUUUUCUUAUCAGAAGCGUUGCCGCUCCGGCAUAAUAAGCAAAGAGACUUUUACUAUGGUGGUAGUAUACGUGCCGCUCGUAAAGAAAUCUCCACCCACAUUUUACAAGGAUUUGGAACAGAGGAAGAACAAAAUCGAACAAUGACAGGGGGAGCAUUGUGUUCGUGCUGGUGGCACUAGGGCAGAUUUGGGAAAAGCCAAGCAUGUUAGAUCGUCAGGAUUUAUAGAUUUUGAUUUUGCAAGCAUCAGCGCCGCGCACACACGGGUGGCUGUUUGAGCAACGCUUAAGUGAUGGUUUAUUUUGCAGGUCCAGGGCACAACAGAAAUGAGCUCUUCAGUCUCAGGAUGGCUCUUGCUGAAUAUGCUAUUCUUUCUCAACUGUAACUCAUAAGAACUGACUGGACAUUAAUAAUUGAUGGCCACAAAAAAACAGAAUGCCAAACAUUGAAAUGGUGGUUGCAGUUUGAAUUUGAGCCAGCCUCAGCAGCAGCACAUUGGAUUCUUCUUGAACUUGCUGCUUUGAGGCCAGAAGAAACAAGGACAAGAUUGUACCAUGAAAUCCAUUAGUAAACAAUGGAAGAAGUUGGCGCUUAUUUUAAUAUUUGUUUGGGCUCUGUUCUUUUUGGCCCUUUUUUCUUAUUUUGUGGACAUCCCUGUGAAGGGGCAGCCUCUCUCAGGUUCUGUUGUUUUUUCAGAGAAUAGAAGGCAAACUCCACUUCAGGGCAACCACCGGUUUAUCAUGGGAGCUGAACAAGAUCCAUUGCUCUCAGAUGGCAAAGGCAAUGAUCUGUUUAACAAUCGUGUGUUAAAUGGGGACAAAAAAGUUUCCACAAGUCAAGCUUCAGACAGUAUUAAGAAAAAACAUAUAUUUAAUUCACAGGAAUGGUCGCCUCCUAAAACUAGCAAUUUAAAAAAGGUUCCACAGAAUGAUGACACUAAGUUAGCUGCUGGUCAGCAACGUUUUGAGCCUGAAACUUUGAAACAUGUAGAUAAGGCAGCCAAACGAGUAAAUAAUAUCAAGAGAACUCCACAGAGGCUUAGACGGAGUUAUCGUGCUGGAAGCAGAUACAAGUGGCCUAAUUUUAAUAUUGAUGAUGACUUGGAGGAAUACUACUUCUCAAAGACAAAAUCUGUCAUAUUCAAACUGUGGAAAGGAAAUGCCUCUUCCAAAAUGUUGAAUCCACGAUUACAGAAGGCAAUGAAAGAUUAUUUAAAUGCCAACAAACACCAGGUCAAUUUUAGGAUCCAUAAAGAGGCAACCAAGCUUACAUCUAAAGAACUUUUGUGUGAGCUCAAGAACCAAGUAAAGAUAAGAACUUUGGAUGGAAAGGAGUCACCUUUUUCACAUAUGGGCUGGGAGACAAUAGUUCCCAGAACUGUGAUGCACGACCUGUAUCCACAUGGCUUUAAAACCUGUGCCGUAGUUACAUCAGCUGGUGCAAUUCUCAAUUCUGCUUUGGGGAAAGAGAUUGAUUCUCAUGAUGCAGUUUUACGAUUUAAUGCAGCACCAACAAAAGGCUACGAGAGAGAUGUGGGAAGCAAGACGACCAUUCGAAUUAUUAAUUCUCAGAUACUUGCCAAGCCACGUUACAAAUUUAAUACCAGUGAACUCUACAGAAAUGUUACUUUGGUUGCCUGGGAUCCAGCGCCUUAUAAUGUAAACCUUCACAAGUGGUACAAGAACCCAGACUACAACCUGUUUACACCCUAUGUGGAAUUCAGAAGGAAAUAUCCACUUCAGCCCUUCUACAUAAUCCACCCUAAAUUCAUCUGGCAGCUCUGGGAUGUCAUUCAGAAAAACACACAAGAGAGAAUACAGCCGAACCCCCCUUCUUCAGGCUUUAUUGGAAUCCUCGUCAUGAUGAGUUUGUGCCAAGAAGUUCACGUCUAUGAGUACAUCCCAUCAGUCCGCCAGACAGACCUUUGCCACUACCAUGAGAAGUACUACGACGCUGCUUGUACUCUUGGAGCUUAUCAUCCUCUGCUUUAUGAGAAACUGUUAAUUCAGAGGAUGAACGAAGGGACAGAUUCUGAUUUACAAAGAAAAGGAAAAGUCACAUUGCCUGGUUUCAGUGCCAUAAAUUGUAACACAUAACUUGAGUAUUGAAAUCAUAAAAAAGAGAGAAAUAGUGCAAUAAUCUGACAACUGCUAGUUAAAAUGUAACUAUACUUGAAACAGCUUUGGACUGGAUAGUUUGUACUUUUCCCCGUAUCACUGGUGUUGACAUUCUGUUUUUGCUGUUUAUAUAUAUAUAUAUAUAUAUAUAUAUAUAUAUAUAUAUAUAUAUAUAUAUAUAUAUAUAUAAGUGAAUAUUCUCAUCAGCAGAAUGUAAUGCCAAGCCCACUAUUCUUUUCUCUUUAAACUAAUCUGCUGUAGGAGUUAGAGCUCCACUUGAGUACAGUGAGCAGAACAAAACCCUGCUUCUCAUUUCAUUAAGCAGAUCAAGAAAAAAGACAGCAGGCGUGACAGUCUUUAAAUGAAAAUCUGUAUUGAAAAGACUUUUUUCAUGAUGUUGAGAAUGGAUUGGUUUGGAUUGGUUUAGCUUUUUUAUUGAGUUAUUCUUACGGUAAGCCAAUUUUUUUUUCAGACUUUUAAGUACAUUUUUUUCUUUUCAUAUUUUUCAUUCAUGCCUUUAAUUCAAACAGUACAUGAAAGGCAUUUUUAAGAACUUCAGUUUUUGCAGCAAAAAAUCUGCAGCUAUGUCUGUGUAUUUAAAACUUUCUAAGGCAAUUGAUUCGUCUGCUCAGCUGUAUAAAUCAAUGGAUUUUUGUCAAUGUCUUAACGCUUAUGCUGUAUGUGGAUGUUUUAAUGGCUCAAUCACUGACAGUGCAUGGACUGCUUGGGUGGGUAUUUUGAAUGUACUAUUACUAAUUUGAAAUUUACGUGUUUUUUUCAUCUUUCCUGUAACCUGAAAGCACUUGACAUUGUUUGGUAAAGAGAGGUUAGAGUUUAAUCUUUAAAUGCUAAAAUUGCAUUAAAAAUGCAGAAUAGCAAAAAGGGGAAAAUGAUAACAUAUAUUAUUAUCCACAAAUUUGACUCAUUUUUAGUAGUUUCCUGUUUUAAUGUUAACUUCUUUCACGGUUUUUUCUUACCUUCAUGAUUUUGUACAUUUUGUAUUAAAUAUUCUUUGUAGAAAUCAAGAAUUUUGUACAAACUUUGCAAUUAUUGCUCAUUUCU